This is a messenger RNA of Thunnus maccoyii (southern bluefin tuna), 866 nucleotides long. RefSeq names its product F-box protein 36a (gene fbxo36a). NCBI's taxonomy places the organism in Eukaryota, Metazoa, Chordata, Actinopteri, Scombriformes, Scombridae. Gene Ontology annotation, biological process: SCF-dependent proteasomal ubiquitin-dependent protein catabolic process. The transcript is spliced from 4 exons. Gene Ontology annotation, cellular component: SCF ubiquitin ligase complex. Gene Ontology annotation, molecular function: protein binding. The record is from RefSeq and is a predicted model, not a curated record. The coding region runs from base 1 to 552 and encodes 183 amino acids.
AUGGUUACAGUUCUGCGUCCAAAAAUGGCGUCCUUGCUCGAGGGGCAACUGUUUCAAAUUAGUGGUCAGGGUCCACCUCCUCCAAAAGAUUUUUUCCAACUUGUUAUAACCAAAAAUGAGGUUAUAUUGAGAUCAUGGAAGAUUUCUCUGCGACUUGAAUGCCGGGGUGCUGCACCCAAGGAGCUGAAGACAUCCCAUCACGAUUUCCUACAUCAGAAAAUGCCACAGCAACAAGUUGGUGCCAUUUUUGGGCAGAGGAUUCUCGAAUAUACAAUAUCUCUUUGUCAAGGAAAGUUUGAUUACCUGGAGCGCUUACCUGACGACAUGUUACUCAAAAUCCUGUCCUACCUGCAGCUGAAAGAUAUAACACAGCUGGCACAGACCUCACAUAGAUUCAGAAAGCUCUGCAAUUCUGAGAAGUUUUGGGAGCAGAUUGUGAGGAAUCGCUGUCCUGAGUUCACCAGUGACAUGGAUGGCAUAGCCAAUGCUAUGGGCUGGAGGAGGAUCUAUUUUACCUUCUUCCACACCAGUGGCAAGAAGGAGCAGCAGUGAAGCAACCAAACAGUUUAAUUACUGUUCUGAUACAAUUAAAAUAUAAAUGUGUUGACAGUCAGAUAGUCAGUAUUAAUUUUGCCCUUUGUGAAACAAUAGGCUGUAUUUUCAGUGAUGUUUUGUGAGAGUUCAAGUUUCAGAUUUAGAGUUAAAAUACCAAAUGAUCUUUAAAACAGAUCGGUAUUAUCCUAUUACUUUGACAUGUAAUGUCACUAAUAUUCAAUACAUAGAAACAAUUUCCUGCAAAUUAAAUAUGUUGCAAAGAGUGUACAUUGUGAUCAUCACUGUCACAUUAAUAAAUUAUAUUUAUGUUA